GCAGCUACUAAGGAGCUGAACUUUAUGGCCUCUGACUGCUUUGCUGGUGUGUUUCCCCUGGUCCGGAUUGUUAUACAACUUCCCAUAAGGGAUUUGAAAUUCUAGCUGGGCGUGGGAGCAGGAGUCCCCUGACUGGAGCAGCAGGAUUCUCUGGAAAGCAAGAGCGGGGCAGAGUGUGUCUGGAAGCUGGUUCUUUGCCAGUCCUACAGCGCUAAAACAGAAAGUGGGGAUUUUUUUCUUUCUUUCUUCCCCUUUCGCGUUGAUUUUGAAUGAAAGCAAGAGUGAGAAAAACAAACCAGCUCCCACUCUCCAGUCCUGAUCAUUCUUUUCGGGGACUCCUCUUCCCCCUUUGUUGCUGGGAAACAAUGGAGCUUUUCAAGUGGAGCCUGAGAUGGAUGUGCCUCCUUCCUUUGCUACAGGUAUCAGAGGGGCAAAGCUUCCUCAUAAAGAACAUCCGGCUGGAAAAGUGCAUGCAGGUCGCUCACCAGGAUAGCGACCAGAUCAGCCUGGCUGAUUGCAAGCUGCAUGCCCAGCAGCAGCAAUGGAGGUGGGACCCCAGAACAAAGUCCAUCGUCAGCCUUAAAACCAAACAGUGCCUGACCAUCCAGAAGCCGCAGGAGUUCGCAUCAGCCUACCUGGAGCCGUGUGGGGACAGGGAGCGCCAAACGUGGGCUUGCAGCAAGAAGGGACACUUGACCUUGCAUGGCCUGGGCUUGCAUCUCAACACGAAGCCAGGCCACAGGGUCUUUGUGUCCCGGGAGAAAGACAAGUUCAGCAAGUGGAAGACCCUGUCAGAUGAAACCAUCUGUGCUGUCAGCCCCACAGUGGCUACGAGGCUUGGUGACCCAAUGCAGGAAGCUGUAGCUGCGUUGGGGGGGGUUCACAAAACUAAAACCAUCAGUUCCUCUGCAAAGAUGCACACCAGCUCCAGGGGCUCUCUGAUGGAGUUGCCUGCCUCCACGUUGGCUGAGUUUAACAGCACAGUUCCUGCACCACGGAGCGACCAGAUGCUUCUAGCAAUGGAGGAGGAAGUAUCUGGCCAAUUUAAAAAUCAACCUGGACACCGAGGGAAAGGUGCUGGGGCCAGGCCUACAGCCACCAAGUGGAAGACAGCCAUGCUAGUCCUCAGCCCCUUCGCAUUUAUACUGGGGCUGAUUAUACUGACACUGAAUGUUCGUUACAACAAGAAGAAGAAGCUCUCUGCUCUGAAGAGCUACCCAGAGAGCUGCAGCAGAGCUGCCUUACAGGAGCAGUCUCCAUUAACGGUGACGGCAGGCAGCUGGCAAAGCAGCACGCCAGCCUCUCAUUCCUCUUCCUUGCAGCACGGGGAAAUACUGAUUGAAUGGAAGGAUGGGACCGUCACUCCCCUUUUUGAUAACGCUAACUUUUAGA
Gopherus flavomarginatus (Mexican gopher tortoise) is the source of this 1392-nucleotide messenger RNA. RefSeq lists its product as uncharacterized. NCBI's taxonomy places the organism in Eukaryota, Metazoa, Chordata, Testudines, Testudinidae. The transcript is spliced from 6 exons. Gene Ontology annotation, molecular function: protein heterodimerization activity; transmembrane transporter activity. Gene Ontology annotation, biological process: bile acid and bile salt transport. The record is from RefSeq and is a predicted model, not a curated record. Gene Ontology annotation, cellular component: plasma membrane. Bases 270 to 1391 code for a protein of 373 amino acids.